Messenger RNA from Dentiscutata erythropus, 399 nucleotides. NCBI's taxonomy places the organism in Eukaryota, Fungi, Glomeromycota, Glomeromycetes, Diversisporales, Gigasporaceae. The record is from the annotation of a GenBank genome assembly.
AUGGCAUUUCGUCUGCAACUAUGUGUCAUUACUGGAAUCGUCGUUUGUGGAGUCUUCGUCGCUAGAGCUAGUCUUCGUUGGUGUGGUGUCGUUGUCGAUUUUGGCAUUGUUAUUGAAGUUAUCGUUUGUGGAGUCUUCAUCGCUAGAGCUAGUCUUUGUUGGUGUUGUGCCGUCGUUGAUUUUGGUGGAUUUUGUAGUGCAUCGUUAUGUUGUGCCAUCAUUGAUUUCGGUGGAUUUUGUGUUGUAUCAUUAUGUUGUGCCAUCUUUGAUUUCAGUGGAUUUUGUGUUGCAUCAUUACUGGCAUUUCACUGUGGUGUCGAUUUCGGUGUCUUCUCUGGGUUCCCGCUCUUGUUAGUUCGCCAUUUUUGGUGGAUUAAGUUAUUGCUUUCAUUUUUCUAG